This is a messenger RNA of Clavispora lusitaniae ATCC 42720, 1866 nucleotides long. RefSeq names its product histone acetyltransferase (gene NGG1). Gene Ontology annotation, cellular component: SAGA complex. Gene Ontology annotation, molecular function: transcription coactivator activity. Lineage: Eukaryota; Fungi; Ascomycota; Pichiomycetes; Serinales; Metschnikowiaceae. Gene Ontology annotation, biological process: regulation of transcription by RNA polymerase II. The record is from RefSeq and is a predicted model, not a curated record.
AUGAAUUCACAUUCGGCAACAACUACAUUAGGGGACAUAAUAGAUGAACUCAGGCUCAAAUAUGAUUCUUCGGUUGGAUUAUUGGAUGGUGCUGCCAUCAGAAAGAUUCCGAAUCUCAAUACUUUGCACAACUUGAGUAAACUAUUAGCGAAGCUUGCCAAAAAUUUACAAGAAAUCGAGCGGAAAGAUAACAUUCUACUCGAAAGGUUAAACAAAUUGAAAAACUCAGCAGAUGGUGGUGAUGAUAUAUCUGAAAGUUCAGAUGCAAGGAAGCGAGAGAAUGACGAUAAUGAAGAGGACGAAAGUAUACCAUUAGCAAAGCGGAGGAAGAAAGACACAAUCAAGUCAGAAAUAGAGGAUUUGGAUAAAGCACCAGCUCCAUCAAAGAACUCCAGUUCAGGAAAUUUGGAAGAGGUCGUUGGAUCUGUUGGAGUAGUGGGUGGUGAAGACGAAGAAGCUGAUGAGAAAGGGAAAGUCAAUUCAAAGGAUGAUCCAAUCCCUCCAGUCCAGACUGGCUCCUUUACGCCUAGCAAUGAUACACGAUUGAAGAAUCCAAAAUCUGAGUUCGUCACUUCACAGACCCUAUCAGCAGAGACAAUUGCAGAGUUAGGUCUAUUUUCAGAAACUAACCAUGGCCUCGAAACACAAGGAAAGGACUAUUUAAAGCGUAAGUAUGGAGUUGCUUCAUAUCCAGAGAAUGAUUUGAAAGACAUGCUCCCGGGCGAAAUACCUGACAUGGACUUCUCGAAAAGCAAAGCCCCUUCCAAUCAAGUCCAGUUUUCUACAUACCAAUCCUACAUUGAGUCAUACUUCCGUCCCUUUUCCAAUGAUGAUAUCAAGUUUUGCAACGAGAAGUUUGUUAUCCCUCCCGGUUUUGAAAAACGAGAUUAUGAUCCAACUACCACCCCGUAUUUGAUUCCAAAAUUGGGACCGUUCUAUGCUGAUGUAUGGGCUGAAGAGGAUGCAGCUUUAAGGUCCAAAUUAAGCUCGCCUGCGGCACCCCGUCCCCCUUUAGAAGCUUACAAAGCUAAAGGCGAUUUUGAGAAUUUGAAUGAUGAUAAGUUGCUAACGGAAGAUAUUUCUUGUGGUCCCUUAUCCAGUCGGUUAUUAUCAGCGGUUUUAAGUGUGCACGAAGCUAAAGAUAAAAUACAAGAUGAAGGAGAAGAGAAAAUGGCUGAUACUGAACAGAAUGACAUCAAGAAAGAAGAAGCUGAUGGAGAAGAGAAUCUCCUAGCAGAAGAUUCUGCUACGCAAUUAGAUAGUGGGGAAACCUUCAAGGUCACGUCAGAAGUUAGUGACUAUUUCUCUAUGGAGGAAAGACUUAAGAGAGAACUAAAAUACAUUGGUAUAUUCAUGAAUCUACAAAAUGAUGAUGAAGGGAAACCCAAAAAGCCAGGGAAUAUCAUUGACACAGAUGAUUGGAUUUUGAACAGAGAAGAUGAUGAAAUUUGCUCGGAAAUCAGAGAGUUGCAAGAUGAGCUAAAGGGUGCUGUCAUAAGAAACAGGCAACGUAAAAAGUACCUCAUUCCAAUUCUUGAAGAGCAGUUGGCCUACCAAGAAUACUGCACAAUUUUGGAAGAUUUAGAUAAGCAAGUUGACCAGGCUUAUAUGAAGAGGCUUAAAGCUAAGAGCAAGAAAAAGAAGACUCCAGAAGUCACGAACACUGCACAGCAGCAAGCUGCUAAUAGUGGUUUGAAGGCCUUGUUGGACAAGAGAAGUAGAUGGAUUAACAGCAUUGGCAAACUAUUUCCUCCUGCUCAUAUCAUGAAGAGAAUACCCAAAGAAAGUAUCUUCAAAGAUAAUGUGGUUUCGGAAGAAAAAGAAGCGGAAGAAGAAGUAGAUGUGGUCAACGACGAAGAAACCUAA